UCAGCGCAAGACCCGUGGCUUCACUCCGGAAGACAGAAAAUAAGUAAGCAAGCGCAGCCACUAAGCACCUGUCCCUUCUUGGAACUCAGCGGCUGCCUCUCCCAGGGCGCUGCCCACGUGCCCGCCACCCGCGCACCCAGGGAGAGUUGGGGGUGGCGCGUGCGCUUGCGCAAAUCGCGGGGGCGUGGCCAGGGCUGAGGCCCGCCGGCGUCCCCCGGUUGCUAGGAGACGGGCUUACACAAGCCAGGCUGAAGUUCUGCGGCAUCUUUCUCUGCUCCCGCGUCCCCUGGCCCAGCCGCGAUGGCGGACUCCGAGGCCGAGGUCCUGCGCAGCACCUUUCCCUCCUACAUGGCGGAGGGCGAGCGGCUCUAUCUGUGUGGAGAGUUCGCGAAGGCCGUCCAGAGCUUCAGCAACGCGCUUCACCUGCAGAGCGGGGACAAGAACUGCCUGGUGGCCCGCUCCAAGUGCUACCUGAAGAUGGGGGACCUGGUGAGGUCCCUGAAGGAUGCCGAGGCCUCGCUGCAGAGCGACCCAACCUUCUGCAAGGGCAUCCUGCAGAAAGCAGAGACGCUGUACACGAUGGGGGACUUUGAGUUUGCCCUGGUCUUCUAUCACCGAGGCUACAAACUGCGGCCGGAUCGGGAAUUCAAAGUGGGAAUUCAGAAAGCACAGGAGGCCAUCAACAACUCGGUGGGAAGUCCUUCCUCAAUUAAGCUGGAGAAUACAGGGGACCUCACCUUCCUGAGCAAGCAGGCCGAGACCAUGAAAGCCCAGCAGCAGCCCCAGCCCUCGAAGCAUCGGCUGCACCAGGUACAGAUGGAGUCGAAGCGGAAGGGCUCGCUCAAGAGCGAGAAGACCAUGCGCCAGCUGCUGGGUGAGCUCUACGUGGACAAAGAGUACCUGGAGAGGCUGCUGUUGGAUGAAGACCUCAUCCGGGGUACCAUCCGGAGCGGAGUGACGGUGGAGGACCUCAUCCUGACCGGCAUCAACUACCUGGACACCCGCAGCAGCUUCUGGCAGCAGCAGAAGCCGAUCUAUGCCCGCGAGCGCGACCGGAAGCUGAUGCGGGACCGCUGGCUGCGCGACCGCGGGCGGACACCGGCGCAGACCGUGCACUACGUGCUCAAGAGCCUGGAGGACAUCGACAUGCUGCUGAGCAGUGGCAGCGCCGAGAGCAGCCUGCAGAAGGCCGAGAAGGUGCUGAAGAAGGUGCUGGAGUGGGGCCCUGACGACGUGCCCAACAGGGACGAGCUGCUGGGCAACCUGCACAGCUGUAUCGGGAACGCGCAGCUGGAGCUGGGCCAGACGGCGGCCGCGCUGCAGAGCCACCGCCGGGACCUGGACAUCGCCCGGGAGCACGACCUCCCUGAUGCAAAAUCCAGAGCCCUGGACAACAUCGGCAGGGUCUUCGCCCGCAUCGGGAAGUUCCAGCAGGCCAUCGACACGUGGGAGGAGAAGAUCCCUCUGGCCAAGACUGCCCUGGAGAAGACCUGGCUGCUGCACGAGAUUGGGCGCUGCUACCUGGAGCUGGACCAGGCCUUGCAGGCCCAGCAUUACGGGGAGAGAUCACUGCAGUUUGCCGAGGAAGAGGGUGACAUUGAGUGGCAGCUGAAUGCCAGCGUCCUGGUAGCCCAGGCACAAGUGAAGCUGAGAGACUUCGAAUCGGCUGUGAACAACUUCGAGAAGGCGCUGGAGCGGGCGAAGCUGGUGCACAACCAGGAGGCGCAGCAGGCCAUCAUCAGCGCCUUGGAUGACGCUAACAAGGGCAUCAUUGAAGAGCUGAAGAAAACCAGCUACAAGGAGAUGUUCAGAGUCACAGAAGAAGUCCUUGUGGAGCCCGAGGAGGAGCCGGCCAAGAAGGAGUCGAAGCGCACGCCGGAUGCACCCGAACGGGUGAUGCGACAGUGGGACAGGGAGCCAGUGAGGGAGGCUUCGGACGAGGAGCUCCACUUGGCCCUGCAGGGAGCGCGGAUGGACAGGAGUGGACGUAGCUCCUCGGAGGAGGCAGCCGUGGGCAGGACACCCAGCGGGGACACGAUGCCUCCUGGGGAGAACAGAUCACCACCGCCGAGAGAGCUCUACCGGAGGUCCUCGGGGGAGCUGGCGGGUGACCUGGAAGAGUCCCGCGGAGAGGACUCGGGCGGAGCGGAGGGGCCAGGGCCCAAGGCCGGAGGGGGAGAGCUGGGCCCGGGGGAGGGUGGAGCCCCGAGAGCAGCGGAGAGCGCCGCAGGGGCGGAGGCGCGCCCCGGAGACGGAGCGCCGUAGGUCUGCACUUGCACUGGUCAU
Messenger RNA from Octodon degus (degu), 2286 nucleotides. RefSeq names its product tetratricopeptide repeat domain 25 (gene Odad4). The record is from RefSeq and is a predicted model, not a curated record. Gene Ontology annotation, cellular component: cytoplasm. Gene Ontology annotation, molecular function: protein binding. The coding region runs from base 301 to 2265 and encodes 654 amino acids. NCBI's taxonomy places the organism in Eukaryota, Metazoa, Chordata, Mammalia, Rodentia, Octodontidae. The transcript is spliced from 12 exons.